This is a messenger RNA of Oryzias melastigma (Indian medaka), 979 nucleotides long. RefSeq names its product dynein, light chain, LC8-type 2b (gene dynll2b). Gene Ontology annotation, cellular component: cytoplasmic dynein complex. The coding region runs from base 171 to 440 and encodes 89 amino acids. NCBI's taxonomy places the organism in Eukaryota, Metazoa, Chordata, Actinopteri, Beloniformes, Adrianichthyidae. The record is from RefSeq and is a predicted model, not a curated record. The transcript has 3 exons. Gene Ontology annotation, molecular function: dynein light intermediate chain binding; dynein intermediate chain binding. Gene Ontology annotation, biological process: cilium assembly; microtubule-based process.
GGCCACCUGCGUUGAAGAUCCAGGGCAGCCAAUCACAGAGCAGGACCAAGGUGGAGGGCGGGGCCAACGCACCAUGCGUCCUUCCAUAAAUGAAAUAAAAUCAGUGCGGCGUCCCGAAACGUUCACCCGAAAUUACUGCAACUUUGUAGAGAUAUAGUCAAAAGCCCAUCAUGUCGGACAAGAAGGCGGUAAUCAAAAAUGCAGACAUGUCUGAGGAAAUGCAGCAGGAUGCAGUGGACUGUGCCAUGCAAGCCAUGGAGAAGUACAAUAUCGAGAAGGAUAUUGCUGCAUAUGUCAAGAAGGAGUUUGACAAAAAAUACAACCCAACAUGGCACUGCAUUGUUGGGAGGAACUUUGGUAGCUAUGUGACCCACGAGACGAAGCAUUUCAUCUACUUCUACUUGGGUCAAGUAGCUAUUCUGCUGUUCAAGUCCGGCUGAGAUGUAAACCUGCAGCACACUGUACGCCAGCCUCCGCCUUUCUGCAGACAUGCUAUGUAGUGGUUCCCUGCCAACUCAGUUAUUUCAUGAUGGUAGUGUUGCACUUAGGGGGUGAUGUAGUCUGGACUGGUGAUCCAUCCUUUGGAAGAUGUGGAGCUCUCUCUGAUGGCUGAACUCCCACUGGAUUUAUUUAUGGCUCGUAUGUUUGAAUGUUUGCCACGUGCUGAUGCACCGAGCCGUCUUGUUCAUUUACAUCUAGUGAUGACUUAUUUUAAUUGCAUUAAGAAGAGCAACAGUUUUUUGUUAAAAUGCCUUUCAUUUCCCUGUAACAACCAAACUAGAUGCCAAAAAAAAUGUGCGGUUCCUUAAUAAGGGGAGAAUGCGUGAACAUUCCUGUGUACAAUAAUUGUGAAUAUGUUCAGUGUUACUGCUGCUUAUAAUGGAAUGUAACUGUGCUGUCUUGUUUUGGAAUAUUUUCAAUCAACAGCUCAAAUGUGAAGCACAACUUGGAGACAUUAAAAUGGAAAAAAUUGCUACAA